This is a messenger RNA of Aplosporella prunicola CBS 121167, 1719 nucleotides long. RefSeq lists its product as uncharacterized. The record is from RefSeq and is a predicted model, not a curated record. Gene Ontology annotation, cellular component: nucleus. The transcript is spliced from 3 exons. The coding region runs from base 1 to 1719 and encodes 572 amino acids. Gene Ontology annotation, molecular function: RNA polymerase binding; transcription coregulator activity. Lineage: Eukaryota; Fungi; Ascomycota; Dothideomycetes; Botryosphaeriales; Aplosporellaceae.
AUGCUCAAGUCGACCUACAAGCCCGCCCCCGCCCCGCCGCCGCUCCCGCCCGGCUGGUCCGAACACAAGGCUCCGACAGGCCAUUCCUACUAUUACAACGCUGAAACCAAGCAGUCGACAUACCAGCGCCCCAUUUCCUUGCCCCAACUGUUCCCGAACCAGCUGCCCCCCAUCGACCCCCAGCAGCCUCACCAUCAUCAUCAUCAUCAACAACGCCACCAACAACCUCCCCAAAUUUCGCGCGGCAAAGCAAAUUAUCCCGACCGUCGCAGACACCAUCCCGAUGACCGUCCAAAGCACGUGUACCUCAUACCUGGAUGUGCGCCAUGGUUGUUAGUCAAGACCAAACUUAGAAGGCGCUUCGUGCACAACCCCCACACGAACGAGAGCUUUUGGAAGUUCCCGCAAGAUGUGAUGAAAGGUGUGGUUGAGUUCGACCGCAUUGAGCGCGAGCGGCGCGAGCGGCGUGAACGAGGCGAAAUUAGCGAUGACGACCUGAAUGAUAGUGAAGCUGCUGCCGCCGAAAUGGCCGCCCAAGACGCCAAGACUGUCCCGCGGGUUGUUACGACCUCUACGGCAGAGCCAAAGGCCUAUGAUAGCGAUGAGUACGAAGAAGUCGAAGUUACUGAUGACGAGGAUGCCGAGAACGAAGAUGGUCCAUCGAAGCGGCAGAAGACGGACGAAGAAGCAGAUGAACAGCCCGUCGAGUUCAACGAAGACGAUAUUGCAUACCAGUUGGCAGCCAUGGGUGAAGAUUAUGGCAUGGAUCCAGGCUCUUACGAAAAUGGCGAGGAUGAUCAAUGGGAGGAAGGUGCCGAGGGUUUGCCUUUGACUGAAGAGGACUCCAAAGCACUGUUCAAAGACCUGUUAGAUGAUUAUCACAUCAACCCAUUCACUACAUGGGAAAAAGUCAUCGAGGAAGGUCGUGUCAUUGAAGACGACAGAUACGUCGCUCUGCCAAACAUGAGGUCUCGCAAGGAAGCCUGGAGCGAAUGGUCACGCGAACGUGUUGCCCAGCUCAAAGAACAGCGCGAGAAGGCCGAAAAGAGGGACCCGGCAAUCCCAUAUUUGGCUUUUCUGCAGAAGCACGCUACUCCUAAACUUUAUUGGCCUGAAUUCCGGCGCAAGUACAAAAAAGAGCCUGAAAUGAAGGACGCCAAGCUUCUCGACAAAGACCGCGAAAAGUGGUAUCGCGAGCACAUCAAUCGCCUCAAACUUCCGGAGAGCACGCGCAAAUCGGACCUUUCUGCUCUUCUCAAGUCACUGCCGCUGCCUGCCCUUAACCGCUCCACGAGCCUCGCUGCGUUGCCUCCAGCACUACUGACAGACCUGCGCUACAUCUCGCUGUCUGCAUCGGUACGUGAUUCAAUGAUUGAAGCAUAUAUUUCCACACUGCCUCCAGCGCCGGAGGCUACGGGUCAGCCGAGCGAGGAGCUAGAGGAGGUCGAGAGACGGAAGAGGGAUCGAGAGAGGAGAGAAAAGGCGCUAGCGGAGCGCGAGAAAAGGGUACAGGAAGAAAAGUGGAGACAAAGGAAGGACCUUGAGUAUGGAAAAGGUCGUCUGAAAGAGGAGGAAGAAGAACUGAAGAGAGCCAUGAGGGUUGGCAAGGGCGGCCUCAAAGCACAAUUGGGCGGGGGGACAAGGAGCAGGAAAAAGUGGAGUGACUACGAGUUCUCUCGUGACCUGAAGCACCAGGGAUGUAAGGAUAGGCAGCUGUAG